Colletes gigas is the source of this 831-nucleotide messenger RNA. RefSeq lists its product as uncharacterized. The record is from RefSeq and is a predicted model, not a curated record. The coding region runs from base 446 to 637 and encodes 63 amino acids. The transcript has 2 exons. NCBI's taxonomy places the organism in Eukaryota, Metazoa, Arthropoda, Insecta, Hymenoptera, Colletidae.
CGCAAGAUGGAGGGUCUGUUCUAUACUUUGUGCCUCCAACUCGUCUGUGAUCGAAAGUUACAACAAAUUUGCUCCUUUUAAGCAAAUUCUUUUCGAUAUAUCUGAACACACAGUCAUGAUCAAGUUGUAAUGAGAUGAUAGUGUGGCUUCAAAAAGUACAUGACAUCUCUCAAUAUUUCGGAAUUUUAUAAACAAUCACUUUGUCACCGACUGAACCUGAGAUUGAAAGUGAAAAAAAGGAGCAAAGAAACGAAAAAAACAGAUGUAAAAUUGGAGGCAAACACAGAGGGGUAUUGUUAAAAGUUUAUUAGCAAUUUAAUAACUUGCAUAUACAUUAAAUCAAGCAUCUAUAUAUAUAUAAGAAAUAAGCAUCAGCUGAAGCGUGCUUCUGCAAUAAUAUUCAUUUCUAUUCCUUUCAAAGAAACCACAAAAGUCUGUUCACAAAAUGGCGAGUCAUAAUGCAAAUAGUAAGAAUUAUAAUAUUAAACUUAUCGACACCCUUUACAAUCAGGUCCCAGCAUUUACAGAUGUCUUUGACGAGGAAACAUGGUAUAUUUUUGUCGCCUGCUUCGUAGCAGGGACAUUUCUAGUUGCAUUUAUUCUCUCAAGAUUCAUUACACUGAAACCUGUAGAGUAAUUUAAAACAUUUAUACAUACAGAGCAUUUUUCUGACACCAAAUCUGUUUAGAGAUUAAUCUACAUCCUUCGAUGUGAUAUUUCAGCUAGUCAUGACUCUAUUUUCUGUUACCUGGGCAGACACAUCCCAACUCACGGGAGUACCAAAUGUCAGGCUUCUUGAUUCUAGUCAAACCCACUUGUCCAUUACAAAAU